UGGCCCCGCCGCCGGAACUGUCGUAUCCAGGACGGAAAUGCACGACGAAUUUCUCGCCUUUUUUUCUUCAUGGCGAUUUUAGACCCAUUUCUGAAGUAUCAUACAGAUAUUUGUGUGACAUGAGGACUACGUUAGCUGAAUUUACCAAGUUGAAUAUUACCUCAUUAUUAGUACAAGUGAAGCAGGCUACACCAAGCCUUGAGAAAACUUUCGUCGAAUGUCCCCAGUGGGGGACAGAACUCCCAGUGGCAAGAUGGAUCCUCUGCAGAGUGUACCUGAAUCGCCAGGAGCCUCCAUCUUUGGAUCGCAGGAGGAGAGAACCAGUCUUUGUACAGUCAUUUAUGACUAUGAAGCGACAGCUGACGAUGAGCUUACCCUCCACUGUGGCGAUCUAGUUGAGGUGAUCUCGAAAGAAAUCUCAGUGUCCGGAGACGAUGGCUGGUGGACGGGAAAAGUCCACGAUCGAGAAGGAAUAUUUCCCAGUAACUAUGUCAGCCAACCUCACGUGCUUCUCCAAAAGGAGAAGAACUUUGGGGUUUCAGAGAUCGACUUCAAUGAGAUUGUCCUUAGUGAGGUGAUAGGAGUGGGUGGAUUUGGAAAGGUCUAUAGAGGCCUGUGGAAAGAUGAAGAGGUGGCCGUCAAAGCGGCUCGAACUGACACCGAACAGGAUCUAGGAGAAAUUAUGGAUAAUGUCAGACAGGAAGCCAAACUGUUUAGUUUACUCUCGCAUCUGAACAUCAUUACGUUAAAAGGUGCAUGCUUAGUGGAACCCAAUAUAUGCCUAGUAAUGGAAUAUGCGCGUGGUGGAGCUUUGAAUCGCGUGCUCAGUAGCAACUGCAAGAAGUUAGGCCUGCCUCCAGAUGUUCUUGUUGACUGGGCCUACCAGAUAUCAGAGGGUAUGCACUACCUUCACACAGAGGCACCAAUUCCUCUUAUUCACAGAGACCUCAAGUCAAGCAAUAUUCUCAUCAACGAGAAGAUAGGAGACAACGAUUUCUACGGGAAGACACUAAAGAUAACAGACUUUGGCCUCGCCAGAGAAAUGUACCGCACAACAAGAAUGAGCGCUGCUGGGACGUAUGCCUGGAUGGCUCCUGAGGUCAUCAAGUCUUCCCUCUUCUCGAAGGGCAGUGACGUCUGGAGUUAUGGAGUAUUACUGUGGGAAUUGCUGACUGGAGAAGUACCCUACAAAGGCAUAGACGGCCUGGCAGUCGCCUACGGUGUUGCUGUACAGAAAUUAACUCUACCCAUUCCUUCCACGUGUCCAGAACCUUUUGUCAGAAUACUAGAAGAAUGCUGGAACCCAGAGCCCCACCAAAGACCGAGUUUCGCCGAGAUUCUCAACCACCUCAGGGAGAUUGCCGACUCACCGUUUAUUGACACGCCACACGAGUCAUUCCGCUCUAUGCAACAAGACUGGAAGCAGGAGAUUCAGGAAAUGUUUGAUGAGAUCAGACUCAAGGAAAAGGAGCUGAGAACACGAGAAGAGGAGCUGAUGAGACAGACCAUCGAGCAGCAGGUCCACGCCCGGGUACUACGGCAACGGGAGCAGGAGCUAGCCGAGCGAGAGAUCGACCUUCUUGGCCGGGAGCUCAACAUCAUGAUCUUACAGCAACAGCAGGACGACAAACCUGUACCCAAGAAGAGGAGGAAUAAGUUCAGACGGGGGAAAGUGCGGCGGAGUAACAAGCGCAUCAGCGGGCCCUCCGAUUUCCAGCACAAGUUGACGGUGACAUCUGACCCAUCCUAUGACAGGAGAGACCCCCGCUCCCCACUGAGUCCAGAAGACAGCCCACCUAAAAGCCCCUUGCCUAGACUCCGAGUUAUCGCAUUACCCAAAGGGAUCAAGGGUAAGACAUGGGGACCAAGUUCUGUGCAGCAGAAGCAGAAAGAUCGCCCUUUCAAGGCCUACUCCAAGUCAAUGUCGGAAGCUACUGGCAAGAAAUUUGCCACCACCAGCGCCCCGAGUCUGGGCUACCCUUAUGGGCAUUGGUAUCACGCUGGCGACACCUCCGAUAAUGAAACGGAAUGGCCCACAGAUCUUGGAAUGCCCAAGGCACACUGGCGUAGUGUCGGCCCCAGCACAGAAGAUGGUGAGUCUACAGACGACUCCAGGACGUCUCCGCGUAACUCACUCAAGAGAGAACGAAAGCGCACCCGCGAUGGCCUGUGUACCAUAGCAGCCAUGCUGGCAUCGGUGGCCGUUGGCUUCGACAUAAGAACAACGAGUCAGUACCGGCAGGACGAGAUGGACUACCAUCGUAAGGGUUCCUCGACGUCGGAGAACUACAGUCGACAGGGAAGCCUGUCCUUCCAGCACGACCUAGACGAUUCCCCAACCAUGUCAAGCGCUUCAACAGUGAGACUCAUCAGUGUGACGUCAACUGAUGAGGACCACAAGCACUACCUCCGACAAGGGUCCUGGCAGGGCUUCAGUGACUCCUCAACUGUCCUAACCAUCAAACAGAAUCCAGCAUUCAAUGAUGAAUCAAAAGUCCCUGCCUCAUCGGAUCCACCACUGGCUGCACCCAAGACGCACCGGCGGACAGCGUCCGCUGACAAUAACCUGAGCUACUUGUCACACAGACGGACUCCUUCCGAUGGGUCCUCACCCUCGUAUUCCUCCUUCACAUCGACGGUCAAAUGGGACGGGACAGAGCCAUGGAGUAGUCCCGACUCCGACGUGUCAAGAUUACCAAACCCACCUCAAGCUCCUCCCAGGAGAAUCAGUCUGGUGCUACCUUCAGACACACACCCAGAGCGGCCACGCACACUCGAUAUCUCCCCCAGGCCGAGACCACAUUCCAGAAUAUAUCUGACCCCUCAACCAGGCACCCAGGACUCGCCGCUUGGUACAGGACCUGCUGCAAGUAAUGCCACUCCAAAACACAGUACCUACUCAUCAGAUGCAUCCCAGAGCUCUGUGUCACCAAGCCCUGCCCACCACUACCCCCAAGCAGCAGCAGCAGCAGCCGCAGCAGCCACAGCAGGGACAGACAUGCAACGAGGUGCGGUCACAUCCAGUCCAGCUCACUACUACUCUCCACACCACCAGGCAGCAGCGACGGAUCUCUCCAAAAGUCCAGCCCAUCACCUCUCACCUCAGCACUCACAGCACCAUCAGUCACCCCACCAUCCCCAGGGUGCCACAAACACCCCGUCACAUACCCCUCAGCAUUAUGCCACCCAGCAGCACCACACCCCUCAGCACUAUCCCAACCCCAGGGGUACCCUGGAGCACCGUACCUCACUCUUAGAUGUGGAUGUGGAGGGGCAGAAGGCAGACGGCACCAGGCCGUUAGUGCAACAGAACCAACGAGGAGGCUUACCAAGGAAGCCAUCAGUCCUGGAGCUGGAGGAGGAGUUCUUAUGAUGUUAGCGUCAAGGUCCUGGAUAAUCUUUGUGGUAUGGAUUCUUUUUACGGGUGAAGCCUCCUAGAUCUUAAGUACUUCCUGUCGGUGUGUCUACAUUCUCACUAUGUGGGAAUUAAAUUAAUGUGCUUAUAACCCCCUUCUCUACCCCCUAUUGGUGUAUUUGUUUUCGUUGUAGUGCUCUUUCAGAAGGAACUUACAACCACACGUUUGUACCUGAUAUGCCUGGAUGUAAAUGUUCCAAUUCUGAUCUAAACGCAACAAACCAACACAGGGAGAGGUGACCUGAAUUCAGGAGAUGGGUCACACCAACUGUAUUCUUAAAAUAAAACAAAAUAAAAUGGUAAUUCUUUCAUGUAGUUGGUGAUGGCAUGUUAAUAUGUAUCUUCAAUUACACAAACUGUAUUCUUAAAGAAAUGCUGGUAUAUAAGUUAAGGAACUAAGUAUCUAGAUAGUGUACCUGUUAGCGUUGCAUUGGAUAUAAGGGACUCUUCAACUGCCAUUACAUUAUAAUGCU
Asterias rubens (European starfish) is the source of this 3888-nucleotide messenger RNA. Its product is annotated as mitogen-activated protein kinase kinase kinase 9-like. Bases 218 to 3373 code for a protein of 1051 amino acids. The transcript is spliced from 11 exons. NCBI's taxonomy places the organism in Eukaryota, Metazoa, Echinodermata, Asteroidea, Forcipulatida, Asteriidae. The record is from RefSeq and is a predicted model, not a curated record. Gene Ontology annotation, molecular function: protein binding; JUN kinase kinase kinase activity; ATP binding. Gene Ontology annotation, biological process: protein phosphorylation.